This is a messenger RNA of Nipponia nippon (crested ibis), 417 nucleotides long. NCBI's taxonomy places the organism in Eukaryota, Metazoa, Chordata, Aves, Pelecaniformes, Threskiornithidae. The record is from RefSeq and is a predicted model, not a curated record.
AUGGUGCUGUACAUCUCUCUCACUAGCUUACGUCUGAGGCUGAAGGCCGCGGUUCACUACACGGUUGGCUGCCUGUGUCAGGAUGUUGCCGAAGACAAAGAGAUGCAAUUCAGCAAACAAACCAUUGCGGCUAUUUCAGAGAUCACCUUCAGGCAGUGUGAGAACUUUGCAAAAGACCUCGAAAUGUUUGCAAGGCAUGCAAAACGAAGCACAGUCACUACAGAAGAUGUGAAGCUUUUGGCUAGAAGGAGCAAUUCUUUGCUAAAGUAUAUCACCCAGAAGAGUGAAGAGAUCGCAUCAAGUAACAUGGAGCAAAAGGAGAAGAAGAAAAAGAAGUCCAUUGCAACUAAGGGAGGGAUUACUUCUGGGGAGCAAGAAGCAGCUGUGACUGAAAGUGAAGAUUCCAACAUGGCAUGA